UUAAACAGUCCGCACGAAGUGCUUGGGAGCUUAAAAUAGGAGGAACGUAACUGUACAACUGCACAAGCAUCUAUUUUCGUUGGAAGGGUGUGGUCUGCUUCUUCAAAACUGACAUUUGAAUGUAUGGAAGGUACAAAAAUAUUGUAUAGAUUCCUUUGUAGGGAAGCAGCUGGUUGCUGCAUCAGAAGAUUCUCAUACUGCUGGGGAAGCUGAACAGUGAGGGUCAUCCAUCAGGUUUUAUCAUCUGCCUCACAGACAACUCUGGAUGCAGAAGCUCCACAACAAGACAAAAGAAGAGUGGGCAAUGAAAACAUUUUUUUUAAUAAAAAUGUGUGUUCAAAGGACAGUAUGAAGAUGAAAGGGUUUUGCAUCUUUUUGCUAAAUCUGUCAUUGGCCUUCAGUGACCAAGCCAUUAAUGAAAGCGUUCCGAUGGAGAGCUUGAGGUGCCACAAUGACUACAGCUCACUCGUGACGUGCACAUGGAAGGAACACUCCGAGGCACAUGCCCUCCUUGGUUUGACUCUGUACCAAAGGAAUGUUAUUAAAAAUGACAGUGAGGAAAUGCAUUGUCAAAAGGAGCUGGAAGAAGACUUACCUGAGGCUUCAGACCCAUACAGCCAUUGGAUUUGUUGGAAACCAGUAGAACAUUUUGGAAUUGGAGUGGAUGACUAUUACAGCUUCAAACCCAAGCAGAAUCUUGAAGCACAACUACAAGUUCAUCUUUUCCAAAAUGUUCAGCCCCUUCCCCCUCAGAACCUCUCACUCCGAGAAAGUUCAGGGGACUUCUUGCUGACAUGGACAGCACCUGAUGGAAGCCAAGGGCUGAGCAAUGUGUUGGAGUAUGAAGUUGCUUACAAGCGGGACUGGGAGUCCUGGGAGAAGGCUGCUUCACGCCUGCUCUCCAACAUCACUCAUUGCCACCUCAGCCACCUCAUCCCAGGAAGCAGAUACAUCGCCCAUGUGCGAGCCAGACCAGAGCAGGGCACAGGUUUCUCCGGGCAAUACAGCGAGUGGAGCACAGAUGUGUCCUGGGAGACCCCCGAAGGUGGCAUUCAUCCCAGGAACCUUCGUUGCCUCUUCAAUGGUGCAUAUCUGAAGUGCAGCUGGGAAGUGAAGGAAGCGAUUGCCAGCUCUGUCAUCUUUGGCUUGUUCUUCAGGGCCACUCCAGCAUCAGCGGAAGAGGAGUGCUCUCCCGUGUAUGAGAAGGCUUUGCCCCAUGUCCCAUAUGUGGUGCAGAGCUGUGGGAUCCCUGUUAGCAACAUCAGCAGUCAGAGCCAGUACCAAGUGUCUGUGCGGACCAAGAUGGAGGAGAAACUGAUAGAAGCCUACAAGAACAUUAAGGUGCUGCCACCUGCAAAUGUGUCUGUGGAACUGAUGAGAAAUCAGGAGUAUGAACUGAGGUGGAAAAAACACACUUUACGGUAUGGUUUCAUAAAACAGCAGUACGAAGUCCAGUUCUGGAAGCACAACCAGUAUGAAAAAACCUUGAAGACCAUAAAAAUUACCAAUGAUGAACCUCCCUUCAUCUUCACUGAUCAGAUGUUGUCAGCGUCUACCAAAUACAGGGGAAGAAUGCGUGCAAUGGUGAAUAAUCAGGAUUACCAGGGAUACUGGAGUGAAUGGAGUGAGGAGUUCACCUGGGAAACUGAGAAUGUUCUUUCACCAGUGGUUCUCCCAUUGAUGCUGCCAGUUCUCAUCAUCACUUUGCUCGCUGUUGCUUAUUGCAGCUUUAAGUACUUACUCAGUGAGACGCGAACCUUGAAAACUCUGUGUUGCUGCAGGCAGAAGAAGCUGUGGGAGGAAAAGAUUCCAAACCCCAGCAAGAGUCUGCUGAUCCAGAGCUACUUGAAGAAAGUUCCUCUAGGAAACAGGCAUGCAAGCAGCCAGCUGGAUUUCAACAAAUGCAGCCUUAUGGAGAAUAUGGAUCAGCCUAGCUUCCUUCAAGUUGUGGACAGGCAGAAGAAGAUUUUGGCAGAGUCCCCUGAAGUGCAGAUUGAAAGGACAGAGGUUUCUUCUCCUGCAUUGGACCUACAGAACCCAUACCAUGCUUUAAAUGCCCCGGUUGUCUGCCCAAGGACAAACUGUGCUGACACAAGUAUAACUUCCCAGACAGCAAUCACUUGCUUUGCUUACAAUGGCCCAUACUUGUACAGCCCAGUGAGGUCUUCUCAGCCUGAGAUGCAUCAGACCCUGGAGGUGAGCUUGAAUCCAAUGGGAAAACAGGAGAAAGCAGUGUCCCUGCAGUACGUGACCCUUCCAGACAAAGCCAGCCCCCAGGCUGCACAGAGGCAGGAGCAGCCAGGAGCAGGUCCUCUGCAGCCCUUCCUGCUCCCAGAGCAGAAGGAAGCAACGCAGUACCUCAACAAGAAGGAAGUUUCACCACUUCCCUCCAGCUGUGGGAAAAGCACAGACAUGAGAACAGAAGAACAGAAAUGUCCAGAGGCUCCUGGCUGUCCGGCAUUCCUUCAGCAGUGUCCCUUGGAGUACAUCACCACAGACAGCCUGUCACUGCCAUCAGCCAGCGGCACCACACACCUGCCACUCGCCACUGCUGGGGGGAAGCCCUGUGAUACACAGGAGCCCCAGCAGGCCAUUGAGCUGUUCAAAAGCAUUUAAUCAGCUGAUUAUUUCUCCUGGCAGCAAUCUUUGAGGAUCACAGAAGAUCUGUUAAAGGAGUAAAUAUCAAUGAAUAGCAAGGCUAAGAGUAGUUGAAAGAGAUGGCAGCUAUCUGUUAAAAACGAUCUCUGCAAGCUAGGAGCAAAUAAACCAUUCCUUUUUUCUAUUUUCCAGUGCUGUGUGUUGAAAGGCAUGGCUUGAUCUCAUCCUCAUUAACCUUUGCAAUUUUGUCAUGAAAGGCAAUCUAAAUAUUGCCAUGUUGAGAGACAUGGUGUUUUUUGAACUUUCUAGCUUAACAUGGAGACAUUACUAAAUAUAUAUAUUGUUGGAGGAAUUCCCAAGGACUCACUCAGUACAAUAAAAGGAGUGGAAUGGGCCAGUAAAAGAGAACAAGACAAGAGAAAAGAUAUGGAGGUGCAGAAGCCUGUGUCUGUUGGGGUUUUUCCAUUUCUGUAUGUUAAAAUAUAAAAUGAUUUUCUUUUAAGUUCAUUGGAUGUUUAUGCAUGAUAUAAUUCAUCUUAACUAUGUGACGUGUUCUUUUCUUUUUGUCUUCGUUCUUUCUAAGCUGUAUUGGAAAAGAGGAACCACUUUUUUACUUAUUCUGUUUCUGUAAAGAAAGUGUUGCAAGAUAGGAGCACAGAACUGCCACUCUGUGAUUAGUAAAAGGCUUUGGUUUUAGAUCUGAAGAUAGACUUGCAAUUCCAAAUACAUAUAUAAUUUAAUCUAAUAAAAUAUAUUAUUUCUUCUUACAAA
Messenger RNA from Centrocercus urophasianus (Greater sage-grouse), 3369 nucleotides. RefSeq names its product cytokine receptor common subunit beta-like. Bases 349 to 2616 code for a protein of 755 amino acids. The transcript has 14 exons. Gene Ontology annotation, molecular function: protein binding; cytokine receptor activity. Gene Ontology annotation, cellular component: external side of plasma membrane. NCBI's taxonomy places the organism in Eukaryota, Metazoa, Chordata, Aves, Galliformes, Phasianidae. Gene Ontology annotation, biological process: immunoglobulin mediated immune response; cytokine-mediated signaling pathway. The record is from RefSeq and is a predicted model, not a curated record.